UUUCUUUUGACCGUUGUUAAUCAAUUCGCCAAAAUAGCUAAAUCCAUUUUACAAUUUCUAAAAAAGAAAAAAUCCCAUCAUAGUUCAGGAACGGCAAGCGGCAGCGGCAGCGGAUCAGAGGGCAAGUUACAGCAGCAGCACAGCAACGAGGAGGAAGGCGGUGGUGCAGGUGGAGGACAGCAGGAAGCAGCCGCCGCUAGCCACAAAAUAACGCCGCCGACCACAACAGCAGCAGCAGCAACAGCAGCGGGCAGAGCAUCGGGUGCAGGAGUCGAAGCAGGAGUCGGAGCCGGUGUAGCCAAAACAGACGCAGCUGCUGCCUCUGGCGAGGAGCCGCCGUUGGCGAACAACCAAAGCAACAGCUCACCUCAAGCUCAGGUCUCGGCCAGCGCCACGUUUCGUUUGUCUUCGUUGACGGGCACCAUCUCGAAAAUGGGCAAUAACGCGACCACAUCCAACAAGAAGGUGGAUGCCGCCGAGACGGUUAAGGAGUUCCUUGAACAGGCCAAGGAGGAGUUUGAGGAUAAAUGGCGUCGCAAUCCAACCAAUACGGCUGCGCUCGAUGAUUUCGAAAGGAUCAAGACACUGGGCACCGGCUCCUUUGGCCGCGUCAUGAUCGUGCAGCAUAAGCCAACAAAAGACUACUAUGCCAUGAAGAUAUUGGACAAGCAGAAGGUCGUCAAGCUGAAGCAGGUGGAGCAUACGCUCAAUGAGAAGCGCAUCCUGCAGGCGAUACAGUUCCCAUUCUUGGUCUCGCUCCGCUACCACUUCAAGGACAACUCCAAUCUCUACAUGGUGCUGGAGUAUGUGCCCGGCGGCGAGAUGUUCUCGCAUCUGCGAAAAGUCGGACGCUUCUCGGAGCCGCAUUCACGUUUCUAUGCAGCACAGAUUGUGCUCGCAUUUGAGUAUUUGCAUUAUCUGGACCUCAUCUAUCGCGAUCUGAAGCCGGAGAAUUUAUUGAUCGAUUCGCAGGGCUACUUGAAGGUCACCGAUUUCGGCUUCGCCAAGCGGGUCAAGGGCCGCACCUGGACGCUAUGCGGCACACCUGAAUAUCUGGCGCCCGAAAUCAUUUUGUCCAAGGGCUACAACAAGGCCGUCGAUUGGUGGGCGUUGGGCGUGCUGGUCUACGAAAUGGCAGCCGGCUAUCCGCCGUUCUUUGCGGACCAACCCAUACAGAUCUACGAGAAGAUCGUCUCUGGCAAGGUGCGCUUCCCCUCGCACUUUGGCUCCGAUCUGAAGGAUCUGUUGCGUAAUCUACUGCAAGUGGAUCUGACCAAACGCUAUGGCAAUCUGAAAGCAGGCGUCAAUGAUAUUAAGAACCAGAAAUGGUUCGCCUCCACGGACUGGAUUGCGAUCUUCCAAAAGAAAAUCGAAGCGCCGUUCAUACCGCGGUGUAAAGGUCCCGGGGAUACAAGCAAUUUUGAUGAUUACGAAGAGGAGGCGUUGCGAAUUUCCAGCACCGAAAAGUGCGCCAAGGAGUUUGCCGAAUUCUAGAAGAUGCACAAACAACAACACGCAUUCAAGUCACCAUCUUCGUUACCAUCGUCGUUGUUGUCGUCGUCGUCGUCUCGUCUAUAUGUCUACUACUUACUACAACUACUACUAUUACUAGUGCUACAACUGCAGCUGCAACUGCAACUGCAACUGCAACUGCUACUGCAACUACAAAUGCAACUGCAACUUUUACAUCUACUUGGGUCUAGCUGGUCAUAUACUUAUCACACACACACAUACCCAUACACACAACCCAACACACACAAACACCAACACCAAUACAAUACAGCACAACACAACACACAUCAAAAGAAACCCCAAUUGGAUUUUUCAUACCCAGUCGCAACAAAUAACAAAUAACAUGCAUACACGAAAUAUGUCAGCAGCGUUUACCUUAAAUGGAACUUAGACUCCUCUCCCACAACUGGUCAACGAACUUUCGAGGCCAGAACAACACACAAAAUUUAUUGAAAACUUGAUAAAGAAUACAUUUCUUAUAUCUAAAAAUAAAGAACUUGGAAGUUAGAGAGCGAAACAGCUAAAAAGUGGAGGGUAACCAACAAUAAUAAUAAUAAUCAUAAUAUCAAAAUCAAGAGUGUAAUAG
Molecule: messenger RNA, 2098 nt
Organism: Drosophila hydei
Lineage: Eukaryota; Metazoa; Arthropoda; Insecta; Diptera; Drosophilidae
Gene: Pka-C1
Product: cAMP-dependent protein kinase catalytic subunit 1
Exons: 2
Coding region: 433-1494 (353 amino acids)
Biological process (GO): peptidyl-serine phosphorylation
Cellular component (GO): cAMP-dependent protein kinase complex; nucleus
Molecular function (GO): ATP binding; cAMP-dependent protein kinase activity
Source: RefSeq, a predicted model, not a curated record